CACGCUCGCGAUUCAACAAAGACGUACGUACAUGCACAAAACUAGAGCGAGCUGUGUGUGUGUGUGUUCGUCAUUUCCUCGAUCAUGGCGAAGGCGCAGGCGCAGGUGGCGGCGAGGUUCAUGAUGGAGGCGCCGCCGCCGCAGGUGGUGUCGGUCAUGCGGCGGAGGAAGGCGCCGAGGAGCCUGAGCACCAUCGCCGAGGACGACAGGGAGAUGCUGGCGCCGUGCGGGUCACCGUCGGACCACGGCCACGCGCAGGCGCAGGUGGCGGCGAGGUUCACGACGGAGGUGGCGCCGCCGCAGGUGGUGUCGGUCAUGCGACGAAGGAAGGGGCCGAGGAGCCUGGACACCAUCGCCGAGGACGACAGGGAGCAGCAGCUGGCGUGCGGGUCGCCAUCGGACCACGGCCUCGCGACGGCGUGGUCGUCGCUCCAGAGGAUACCGACGCCACCGCAGCCGCCGCGGGAGCGCGCAGGUGGGUCCGUGACGAGGGACCUCAGCAAGAACUUCUUGGACUCCCACGGCUGCCAGCAGGCCAGCGGCUGGGAGGGUGGACACAUGCUAGGCCACCGGCGAGCCGUGCAUGCGCUGGAGCUUCACAAGGUCGGAGCUUGUUGAAGAGGGAAGAGAGAAAAUCUAGCUUAGCUGCAGUGAGCUUGUUCGGGAGAAAUAUAUUUGUACCACUUCCACACGUGCGCUCAUGCAUGAUACUUCCUCCGUUUUUUUAUUUACCACAUUUUAGUAAAAAAUGAACUAGCGGCUGAUAAAUAUUCAAAAACGGAGAUAAUAUUAUUUUGGCUUAGCUUUAUCACGCGUGAUGUGGAGAGUAUAUAUGUUUGCUGUGAAGUUGUUUUUCAUCCAGCUUCAAUUUCGCUUGAAAUAACUGUAAUAGUUAAUCAAAAUAAACAUACGAUAUUCUCUC
Molecule: messenger RNA, 922 nt
Organism: Zea mays
Lineage: Eukaryota; Viridiplantae; Streptophyta; Magnoliopsida; Poales; Poaceae
Exons: 2
Coding region: 85-618 (177 amino acids)
Source: RefSeq, marked validated